CAGCUCAGCGCGUCGGUCCCUGCGGUGUUGUCAGUUUACAGCCCGUCAGACGCUACCUGUAACUUUCGUUGGGCCGCGGAGAAACACACCGAGGGAGAUGGUGCUGCUGACGAUGAUCGCUCGGCUGGCUGACGGCCUGCCGUUAGCCGCCUCAAUGCAGGAGGACGAGCAGUUGGGUCGGGACCUCCAGCAGUAUCAGAGUCAAGCGAAGCAGCUCUUCAGGAAACUUAAUGAUCAGAGUCCCACACGCUGCACUUUAGAGGCUGGCUCCAUGUCAUUUCACUAUUUCAUCGAGAAGGGCGUGUGCUAUCUCGUGCUGUGCGAAGCCAGCUUUGCCAAGAAGCUGGCCUUCGCUUACCUCGAAGACCUGCAGGCGGAGUUUCACGAGCAGCACGGAAAGAAGGUGCCCACCGUGUCCCGGCCCUACUCCUUCAUUGAGUUUGACACCUACAUCCAAAAGACCAAGAAGUCGUACAUUGACAGCCGAGCGAGGAGGAAUCUGGGCAGCAUCAACACGGAGCUGCAGGACGUCCAGAGGAUCAUGGUGGCGAACAUCGAGGAGGUGCUGCAGCGAGGAGAGGCCCUCUCUGCGCUGGACUCCAAGGCCAGCAACUUGUCCAGCCUGUCGAAGAAGUACCGGAGCGACGCCAAGUAUCUGAACACCCGCUCCACCUAUGCCAAGCUGGCGGCCGGUGGUGUGUUUUUCAUCAUGCUCAUUGUCUAUGUACGCUUCUGGUGGCUCUGAGAGAGAGAACGAGUGAGAGAAAGAGAGAUAGAGAGAUAAAAGAGGUGUUGAAGUUUAUAAUGAGCUGCACAGAGUCUGCAGACGCGCAACAACAACAAAACAGGACGCCUGCUCUUAAUAAGACUUUGCAGACAUAACACGGCCCAUUUUUGUUCUCACCUGUCCCAUGGAUGUGUGAUCCGAAUAUAAAUGAUUACAUAAUGUUAUUAUUCACAGUUAUUCCGCAGUGCACUAGUAGUUGCCCUGGACACAAGUGGGAAUCAGUGAAUGUGCCUGUGUGGGUCGAUUGCUCUGUUUUUGUAGGCGAUUAGUUUUUCCAAGUGUGGAAAGAGAAUGAAAAAGAAAAGUUCCCGAAGCUCUACUGUACCGUCACGGGACCGAUUUCAUCUUGCAUACCGUCGAAUGAUAACAAACAAAAACGAUUCAUCCUGAGCACAUCACAUGGGUAUCUGCUUUCAUUCAUAUUCUAACCACAGUAGCGCUGGCUUGACAGUAAGGACCGCAGCUACAUCGCUACAUUUGGGGGAAACACGACAUGUUUUUUUAGUUGAAUCGGCUUGAAUAAUUUAGGUACGCUGAGUACUUAAAAACAUAAACAAUUGUAUGCAAGUCUUGUAAAAUGCAAAUUCACCUCCAUCAAAUAUAGCCAAUGUUGUCCACCCAUAAGGGACUGUCCAGAAACUAUUAGGGAGUCAGAAAAAGGGGGAGAAGGAUGUAUAUAUUUUUUCUUCUUAUUGCCUGAAAGAGGAUUGUCCGACUCUUUUUUUUGGGGGGGGGGGAGAGAGCAGGGAGGCUCAUUUGAAGGUGCUACAUUUGAAAUUCAGAGCUUUAAUAUUGCAGCGAAGAAUGAUGUAAUGGCGCCCAGAGCGGGGAACGAAGUCGCACUCCCUCUUUCUGUGUUUCGUCAUCCGAGCUUCUCUGUUCUUUGUUUACGUUGCCAGUCUGGCCCCCGUGUGUGUGUCCAUGUGUGUGUGUGUGUGUGUGUGUGUGUGUCCCACUGGCUAGCUAGUAGCCACUGCUCUACCCUCCAGUUAGCAAUGCCACCCUCUGGUUCCCCCCCCCCCCUCAGGUAAACAGUCGGCUCUUUCGGCACCGUCGCCGUCGCCAUGUUGCCAAUUCCUCGAUCACAGCUGGGCUCUGAAUUUUUAAUUGAGCACCUUUUUUAAAAAUGUUUGAUUCCAGCCCUCAAAUCAAAUGGUAGCGUACAUUGUCGUCGUGUUGGCAGCGGGUUGGAGAGGCGCCCUUUCUCAUAGAACAGCAGUCGUCCCUUCUCACAGCAGCUGUUUUGACACGAAGAUACUCGACUGAAUUAAUUGUCAGGGUCAACCCGAAUGGAACGACAAGCCCAUGAUUAAUGUUAUUCAUUAGCCCUGUGUUUACCCUGCUAUGUAUGACACGUCAACAUGGCUGCUGUGAUAAAUGCCUGUCCUGUCGACUUUAUUUUAUAUGUUUCCCAUCACACUCGACUAGCUCAUGGGAUAAAUGAUGAGAAUCAGAAUAUGGAAAUGUGUGUGUACAAUUAAUACUGAUUACAUCUUGUUACCUCCUUCACUCUCGCCUUCAUCACAACAAAACAUAAUGUGCCAUAUCAAAUUGGCCAAUAUUAUUAUGACAAUUAUAUAAGUUUAGCCUUCUAAUUUGUAUGUCUUUAUCAAAAUAGAGGGUGGCUGGAAUAUUAAUAGGGGAGUGCCCAGAGAAAAUCUGAAUGAUGCUGGUAGAAGCCUUGUUUCUUCAACACCCCCCUUUCUAGAUGACCUUCGUACAGUCCCUAACCCGACCUCAGCAGAGUGUUUCCAUACUCCUUUUACCCUCUUGCUCCGUGACCGUAUGGACCAGCAGCUUUCUGUAACCAGGCAUACACACAUAUAAGAUGUCUGGUGUGGGGUCCUUUUGUUUAUUCUUUAAUUUUGUACAAAGUGUCAACGUGAAGACUCGAUUUAAAAGUGAAUUCAGGCCGUGAGACACAGGCGCCCUCGGCUGGAAGGGACGCCUUCUCCUUUUCCGUCUACUAUCUAUGAAUAAAAUCAUUUGCACAAAAUGCG
Pseudoliparis swirei is the source of this 2787-nucleotide messenger RNA. It is a transcript of the gene sec22bb, whose product is annotated as SEC22 homolog B, vesicle trafficking protein b. Gene Ontology annotation, cellular component: ER to Golgi transport vesicle membrane; Golgi membrane; endoplasmic reticulum membrane. The transcript has 5 exons. Bases 98 to 745 code for a protein of 215 amino acids. NCBI's taxonomy places the organism in Eukaryota, Metazoa, Chordata, Actinopteri, Perciformes, Liparidae. Gene Ontology annotation, biological process: vesicle fusion with Golgi apparatus; endoplasmic reticulum to Golgi vesicle-mediated transport; retrograde vesicle-mediated transport, Golgi to endoplasmic reticulum. Gene Ontology annotation, molecular function: SNAP receptor activity. The record is from RefSeq and is a predicted model, not a curated record.